GUUAGCGGGCACUGUUUCAUGACGAGCAAUAAUCCGGUGCAGGUGCUGACAGUACUCACGUCUGCCUGCUUGAACACGUCAUCAUUUGCACCUGGAGACACUGCCGUCUCCCUACUCUUACCCACCAUUUUGUUCUCCAACAAUUACAUAUUCAGCACGCCACGCACCAGAGAAGUGACGCCCCGCCAUUUCAUUAGCCUGGUGGCCACGGAGAUGGUCUUCGCUCAUAUUUGUAUGGACGAGCAGGCGUUACCGGACAGAUUUGUCUGGCAUGAUGUCGAGGGCACCAACGAAUGGUUGGUUGCCAGUAGUGAGGUCAGCGAGGGCAGUCACGUGAUCAGGACUGACCGGCACCAGACCUUCGGCUGCUACCUGUACGGAGUGGCUACCUCUUUUGGCUACAUGCACAGUGCUGGACACAAGAUCGCCUCCAUCAGCGAGCCUUGCUUUAAAACCCCAAUGGUGAUGGGUGAUGGUAAAGACAACGAUUGUGAUGGUAGAAUCGAUGAAGAAAUACUGAAUGAAAUCGAUGAUGAUUUAGAUACUCAGUUCAACGAGGACGUGGAACCUAACUACCCAAUUGAUGGUCAAUGGGGUAUUUGGAAAGAAUGGGACUGUUCACCUUUGUGCAAUGAUUCGCGCUUAUCUCGCUAUAGAGUCUGCGAUGAACCUAGGCCGGCUUACGGAGGACGCCUAUGCGACGGUACUGCGAAAGAGUUUAAAAAUGGGACUUGCCGGAGGAAGAUCUGUCCUGAAGAAUGCCCAGCCUGGAGUUGGGGCGUGGAUUGCCUACACACGUGCCAGAACUGUCAGAGUGAGUGUAACAAAACUUUGGGGAGCUGUGAGGUGUGUCAUGCCGGCUACAAGGACCCCAAGAAUGGAUGUAAACGUGAAUGUUCAAUUUAUCAGUACGGGAUAAACUGCGCCUUUAGUUGUAUUGAGAAAUGUAAUGCUGACUGUAGUGAUAAAAUCACCGGUGCGUGCAAAGCUCAAAAAUUAACGUUCAUACCACAUCUGAUUGUUUUAUUAUCGGUCCCACUAAUUAUAUUUAUUUACAAAGUGUUAUCACGGCGAAAGGAGCUGGCUGAUGAAGAAGAUUAUUUUGCUGUGUACUGAAAACUAUUUAUGAUUAAGAUUGACUGGGCAGUGAAGCUGAAUUCUGAGAAUAUAAAUUAUGUAGAGUCGC
Molecule: messenger RNA, 1186 nt
Organism: Physella acuta
Lineage: Eukaryota; Metazoa; Mollusca; Gastropoda; Physidae
Source: RefSeq, a predicted model, not a curated record